Messenger RNA from Paramecium tetraurelia, 1479 nucleotides. RefSeq lists its product as uncharacterized. The transcript is spliced from 2 exons. Gene Ontology annotation, biological process: proteolysis. Lineage: Eukaryota; Ciliophora; Oligohymenophorea; Peniculida; Parameciidae. Gene Ontology annotation, molecular function: aspartic-type endopeptidase activity. The record is from RefSeq and is a predicted model, not a curated record.
AUGCGGUUAUAAGUCUUAUCCAGAAAUUCAAAGACGCAAAAUGAAUUAAUGAUUAAUUUAAUAUUUCUUUUCUCUUUAGUUAAUACAUAAGAAUCUUCAUUCUACAAUUAAGAAUAAGCAGGAGGCAAGAAUCAAGGACUUCAAUCCCCUUCAAAUGUAUUUUUAUACGAUGACGAGCAACUUCGAUACUUUACGAGCAUCACUUUGAUAUCUAGUUUCAAUGGAGUGGAGAAAGAUGGGAAAUAUAAAAUUGCUCUUGAUGUAGAUUUGCCAUUUAUAUUCAUCACAGAAUUGAACAAUUCUCUGCAUUUUACUAAGCUAAUACCUACAGACGAUUAAAUUGAAUUAAUAAUCUCAUACAUCAAACCCAAAUUCAAAGAAAUUGAGGAUUGUUGGGGAAAUAUUUUCUAUGUAUUAAAUAGCAGUCUAUGGAUAAAUGAAAAUAUAGGGUUGGAUGUUUCCUUCUUUUACUACACUGGAUAUGGGGCAAUUGAUUUUAGACAGUCGACUAUGUUGGAUGGUUAUAUCGGAUUGGGGAAAUACCCUUUAGUUGAGAAAGGCAACUUCAAUUACAUUAUGAAUCUAACUCAUCAACAUUUGAUAAGCCAUCCCUCUUAUUCAUUGUAUUUUGGCAAUCAGGAAGGAUUUAUAGAUUCUGUUAUCACUUUGGGGAAUUAUUAAGAAUCGUUUAAAUAAAAUGGAACAGAAUUUCAAUAGCUAAAAGCAAUCCCUGGAUGCAAUCAAACAUGGUGUUUUCGAGUAAAUCAAAUCUCACUUUAUAAAAAUGACACAAUAAUAUACAGUUCAAGCAAUCACAAGCCUUACACUUCAUUUAUUAGUUCAACUUUUGAGUUCAUUUACAUGCCUAGAGAAAUAGCAGAGGCCAUUAAAUUUCACAUUCAGAAGAAUGAUAACAUAGACUGUGACUUCAUUAAUUAUCCAAUUCAAAAUAGAAACAACACCAUUCUCAUCUGUUCUACGAAGUUAUAAAUAUCUAUACCCCAAAAUUUCCCUGUAGUAGAGUUUGUGGUUUUAUAACAUUCUUAAAAGAUCACUUUGACUUUCAAUCCUCAGCAGUACAUCUAAAAAUGUCUUGAUGAUGUUGAGACGUACGAAUUUAAAUGUUUGACAUACUUUGCCAUAUAUGAUAAAAAAAUAGACUAAUAUAAACCCAACUUUGACAUUGUUUUUGGAUUGCCCUUCCUUAGAGUCUACUAUACAUAUUAUGAUUUACAGAAUUCAACUAUAUUGUUUUCGCAGGCAUAUUAAUUUGAUGACAUACCUUUAAUUUCUAGAUUUUGGUAUUAUAGUUUUUUGGCUCUAUUAAUUUGUUGGGCACUAGUCAUGAUGAGUUGCGGAAUCUUCUUCAAAGAACAGAUGGAUCAGAUGAUUGUCUUCGUCAUCAACAUCUUGAAAUACAUUCAAGGAGAUCAGCAAGCAAGAUAACAAGUAUUGAGAAAUUAUUUAGGAGAUGAUUGA